GGAAGUGACACACACCUGACAAGUAAUUAUUUCAUUGCAAGUGGCAUAAUUGGACGUUGAUUACAGUUUAUUUGAUGAUCAUGUUCAAUGGAUGGUAGGGAAUGUCGAUCGUUAUCGCAAGGGCUAUGCGGGUUUUAUGUCGCAAGAGAAGAGACGCUUGGGGCGCCUCUAUGAAAAUACUGGGGUUUGAUUGGUAGACAGACGAAGCGUUGCGCUUGACAACCGAAGGGGCUGGGUAGCAGGCGACUACCAGCAGCAGAAAUCGAUCCGAGAAGACAACAGAAAGGGAGAGACAAACAACAAAAGAGACUGACGAACAAAACGAAGAAGAAUCGCUCGGACAGCUACGAUUUUCAACAACAGAAACAAAUCUAAGGAGCGUGUCUUUUCAGCCCAUGUAUUUUUAGACCAAGCCUGUCGUCACCAUGACAGCGGAGGAGAUCAUCAAUGUGAAGGAGGUGGAGAUCAUCAAGGUGAUCCUAGACUUCCUCAACUCCAGGAAGCUCCACAUUAGCAUGCUGGCCCUGGAGAAGGAGAGUGGGGUCAUCAACGGACUCUACUCUGACGACAUGCUCUUCCUCAGGCAACUGGUGCUAGAUGGGCAGUGGGACGAGGUGCUUCAGUUUAUUCAGCCGCUGGAGUGCAUGGACAAGUUUGACAGGAAAAGGUUCCGUUACAUCGUCCUGAAGCAGAAGUUUUUAGAGGCCCUGUGUGUGAACAACGCCAUGUCUGCUGAGGACGAGCCACAGCAUUUGGAGUUCACCAUGCAGGAGUCGGUGAAGUGUCUUCAUGCCCUGGAGGAGUUCUGUCCAUCUAAAGAUGACUACAGCAAGCUAUGUCUGCUCCUCACUCUGCCUCGUCUCACCAACCACGCUGAGUUCAAGGACUGGAACCCCAGCACGGCACGGGUGCACUGUUUUGAGGAGGCGUGCACCAUGGUGGCAGAGUUCAUCCCUGCAGACAGGAAGCUGAGUGAGGCGGGGUUCACUGCCUCAGGGAACCGCCUCUUCCAGCUCCUCAUUAAAGGAGUUCUGUAUGAGUGCUGCGUAGAGUUCUGUCAGAGCAAGGCGACAGGUGAGGAGAUCACGGAGGGAGAGGUGCUCCUAGGGGUGGACAUGCUGUGUGGGAACGGCUGUGACGACCUGGACCUGUCCUUACUGUCCUGGAUGCAGAACCUGUCCCACAGUGUCUUUUCCUGUGCCUUCGAGCAGAAGUUGCUUCAGAUCCAUGUGGACCGCCUGGUCAAGCCUGCCAAGGCCAGCUACGCAGACCUCCUCACCCCCCUCAUCAGCAAACUAUCCCCCUACCCCUCCUCGCCCCUCCGCCGCCCCCAGUCCGCAGACACCUACAUGUCCCGGUCUCUGAACCCGGCCCUGGAUGGCCUGUCAUAUGGGCUGUCUGGCCAGGAGAAGAGGGGCCCAGGGGUGGACACGGCAGGGAGGAAGGGGAUGUCCCCCAUGUCUCAUUCCUUCGCUAACUUCCACACGGGGGGUCAGAGUCUGAGCAGGAGUCUGAUGCUGGACAGCUAUGACUGCCACAGCAUCUUUGAGGAGUCUCCUGAGAGCUCCAGGACGGACACGCCCGUGGAUAAGAUGAUGAGUUCAGGCACCCUGCGCCCCGACUCCGCCCCUGGAGAGGACGCCCCGUCACCAGGCUCUGCAGAGAGGAACGAGUUGCGUGACUCGACAGAGAAGUUUGAAGAGUUCUACCGCCAGCGUUUGAGGGUCCAGCAGCACCUGGAACAGAAGCAGCAGCAGAGACAACUCUACCAGCAGAUGCUGCUGGAGGGAGGGGUACAACACAGUGACCAGCCAGCCCCCGGGACAGACGCCAUGCAGCACAGCCUCACUGAGACGUUCCUCAACAGGUCUAUUCAGAAGCUGGAGGAGUUGAAUUUAGGGAUGGAGAGUCUAGGGGAGGAGGUCCAGUCUCUGUCCCAGCAGUGUAACGGCACGGGCCCGACCCCCGAGAACAACAACAACGGUGACCCCGCAGGCCUGACCUCUGACCCCACUGUGACCCUGACCCCCGAGCAGGGCCGCCCUCAGGGAGGAGGGGUGGUCAGCAGCACCCCACAACGCACUGCAGGGGGACAGGAGGUGCCCCCACCUAAUGAAUCCCCCGUGGUCUCCCAGAGUCCCCAGAAAGUAGCUGGACAGACCUCUGGAUUAGAUGACUCGCCAGGAGCCCUCACUCGGAGUAAAGAGGGGGACAAGGCCAAGGCCCUGUUUGUAGCUGUGAAUACCCUGGAAGACACUCAGGCAGUGCGCGCUGUAGCCUUCCACCCCACGGGAGCGCUAUACGCCGUGGGCUCCAACUCUAAGACGCUACGCGUGUGUGCCUACCCAAACGCACCACUGGACACCAGUGGGGUAUCAGGUAUGACCAAGCAGCCGGAGGUUUGUUUUAAGAGGAAUAAGCACCAUAAGGGUUCUAUCUACUGUGUGGCCUGGAGUCACUGUGGACAGCUGCUAGCCACUGGCUCCAACGACAAAUAUGUCAAAGUCCUGCCCUUUAGCUCAGAGACCUGCAACGCCACAGGUCCAGACCUGGAGUUCAGUAUGCACGACGGUACCAUCAGAGACCUGGCAUUCAUGGAGGGACCAGAAAGUGGAGGGGCCAUUCUGAUCAGCGCCGGAGCUGGAGACUGUAACAUCUACACCACUGACUGUCAGAGAGGACAGGGCUUACACGCUCUCAGUGGACACACAGGUCAUAUCCUGUCUCUGUAUACGUGGGGAGGGUGGAUGAUAGCGUCAGGCUCUCAGGACAAGACUGUGAGGUUCUGGGACCUGAGAGUACCGAGCUGCGUUAGAGUGGUGGGCACUGCCUUUCAUGGAUCAGGCAGUCCUGUUGCCUCGGUAGCGGUGGACCCUAGCGGUCGUCUCCUAGCGACGGGCCAGGAGGACAGCGGCUGUAUGCUUUAUGACAUCAGAGGGGGACGCAUGGUGCAGACAUACCGGCCCCAUUCCAGUGAUGUGCGCUCCGUUAGGUUCUCCCCCGGGGCACACUACCUGCUCACUGGUUCCUACGACACCAAGGUCAUGAUCAGCAACCUGCAAGGUGACUUGACGAAGCCGUUGCCCCUGACUCUGGUAGGGGAGCACGGUGACAAGGUGAUUCAGUGCAGGUGGCACACACACGACCUGUCCUUCCUCUCCUCCUCCGCUGACCGUACCGUCACACUCUGGACACACAACCCCUAACACACACACGACCUGUCCUUCCUCUCCUCCUCCGCUGACCGUACCGUCACACUCUGGACACACAACCCCUAUCACACACACGACCUGUCCUUCCUCUCCUCCUCCGCUGACCGUACCGUCACACUCUGGACACACAACCCCUAACACACACACGACCGGUCCUUCCUCUCCUGACCGUCACACUCUGGACACACAACCCCUAACACACACACAACCUGUCCUUCCUCUCCUCCUCCGCUGAUCGUACCGUCACAUACUGGACACACACUCAACCCCUAGUACACACACAGUGGACAUGAAUAACCUAUAAUACACAACCUGGAUGCACCCUACACUCCCUCACCAGUUGCAACCAACAGGACGGUUUAUCCCUCUGGAGUGAAGUCCGAGUGGUUGUAUCAAGGUUUGAUUUCAUGCUCAGCUCCCCUCCCAUCACUGCUUCUGGGAACAACUCUCACUCUGGCAACUGCAUCCUGUACUUAGUGGUUCAACAGGUGUGUCUGGGGGGGGUACAAUGAGGGAAGUGCACCAACUGGAGAUGUUUUGCUACAGUGCAUUGUUUCAUAUGGUGCUUUGAGUUAUCCAGGUUCCACAAGAGCUUUAUCAAUACAGAAAUCCAUGUGGGUCCUCUCCAUUUCGGGGUCAAAGUUGUGACAUCAUUCCAGAAACAAAAUGUACAUUCCUCAUUAGUUUGCACAGUCAGUGUGUUUGUUACAACUUGUUACCAUGCUGCUAUUAUUUGAGAAGAAACCAAUGUUGUGAUCUAAACUGCUGACUGUGUUGUUCAUUACAUCAGGUGAUCAGUGUGGGAUAUCAACUAUCGAGUUGAAUCUGUUGCUUCGAUCAAUUAGCUGUCAAUACUACUAGUAUACCCCUAAUGUGGAACUUUCCUAUGUCUAACGCUACUGUGCAAGUUUGCCUAUCGCGUCGCUGGCUUUGUAAAAAAAUACAUACUUUUUUGGGGGGGGGGGGUGGGACUUGUACGUUGUCAUGUUUAGUGCAAAAUGCUAUCUAAAUCAAAUCAAAUCAAACACCAUAUCUUCGGGCAGAUACGGUGUUUCUUGCAUUGGCUUGCUUUCAAAUGGAAAAAUACAAUACUGGUUUUCUAUCAACAUGGAAGGGAAUUACAGAUCUACUUUUUGGCUUGGCCAGCUGCAGCGGCGUACAGUUCAGUUGGAAGAAACAAUCACUUGUAUAGCUUUACUUAGUUCUGCAAUGUUACUGGUUGUUACCUAGAUGGCAGACUGACCAUAUAAAGGGAUUCUUAUGCACAAUGAAAUCUUAGAAAAAGCUCUACAUCACAUUUAUGAACCUGUGUUGCGGGCCAUGUUUAGUUUCUGUAUCUUAUGUUUGCACCAGACACUUAUCAAGAUGCAGGCUUGAGUUUUAGGCUUUGUUCAUCCAUUUUAAAAUAAGGCCAAACUAAUAUGUAUUUAUAAUUUGUUAUUGUAUGUCUAGUCAUGAUUUUCUGUUGAUAUGAAAUAAGAUGGUGGUUCUUGUAUUUAGCUUUUAUAAAAACUUGUUUUAAGUGACUAAGAGAAAUGAAAGUGUGAUCGCUGCAGUGGUAUGUAAAUAAAAGCCUCUGACCCUUGA
Molecule: messenger RNA, 4799 nt
Organism: Oncorhynchus nerka (sockeye salmon)
Lineage: Eukaryota; Metazoa; Chordata; Actinopteri; Salmoniformes; Salmonidae
Gene: wdr47a
Product: WD repeat domain 47a
Exons: 17
Coding region: 426-3206 (926 amino acids)
Molecular function (GO): protein binding
Source: RefSeq, a predicted model, not a curated record